Molecule: messenger RNA, 24011 nt
Organism: Pelobates cultripes (western spadefoot toad)
Lineage: Eukaryota; Metazoa; Chordata; Amphibia; Anura; Pelobatidae
Source: the annotation of a GenBank genome assembly
AUGGAGGACAAAAGGAAGAAGAGAAGCCCCAAAGUGUGUGUAACCCAAACGCUACCCCCAGGACCUUUACGCAAAGUUACAGCUCCUCCUAUUAAGAGCGCUACUUUUAGUCUGGGUAUUCCCCAUCCUCCUUCCCCAAAACAAAGAAACAAAAUCAAGAGGUAAGCAUCCUCAUUCUAAUAGAUAAUGAAUACAGAAAAAGGGUUUAUCCAAAAACACAAUAUGGUGCUACUAUCACCUCUAUGGGUCACUCAACCACAACAUACAAUAGUGAAAACAUAAUAAACACAAUGGUGAGAGCACUCAACGAUAAAAUUACCCACAUUGAACAUAGUCAAUUUGUAAUACAUAGAACAGAAAAAAGGACAUAGGGUAAUAUAGUAAUACCGAGUGGAACUAUACAACUGCUGGUCUCACUCACAUGGUUUAGAGCCACUUAAAAAGAUUGAGCGUUACCAAAAAUUUCAAAUCUGGGGAGGAAAAUCCAAUAUUUUUAAAUUUGGCAUCUCAGUGGUCAGUCUUUGGGAGGCUGUAGGAGAGAAGUAAAGGAGCAAUGUGCUGAGGUGUGCACGGUAUCUAAAUGCACACAGAUCAAGUUCAAAGUCACAGUAGCACAAUGGACACAGAACGCAAUACAAAGCAGAAAGUAGAGGUCUCUAGAUAGUGAAAUAGAGGCCAUCUGUCAGAGAAAGAGGGAAGCUAAUUUGGGGAAUGAGAUUGUUUGUUUGUAGGUACACAUGGGGUGUGAAGGCAUCAGUUUGUUGCUGUAGAUUUUAACUAUAGUCUUGAGGAGGAAAGCAUAGCUAAAGGAGUUGCUCCCAGGCACCUCAUACCCUUCCUGGACAAGUUAUCUCCAAACUAUAUUUCACACCACCUUUCAAGGUAUGUUAACUCUAACAAACCUUUCAUGAUUCAGAUCAUCGUGUGUCUGUUCCUUUUGUUGGUUAUUAUUUCUGAAAAAAACAAACAAAACAAAAAAAUGCAAAAAACAAACAAUUGCUUUCCUGGUUAAUAACCAAGCACCAUAACCACUAGAGCCAGCCGCACUUACCUAGGUUCCACUGGAUGCCCACACCUGCAGCUCCUGCUUCCGGACUGAAAAUAUGGUUUUCUCUACCAAGCUAAGCAGAACUUUGCUCAUUGGCUCUUAGCCUCAGCUGAGUGCUCUUGGCCAUUGAAUGUGGUCCUGGAUUGCCUGUGCUUAGCUGUGCAGAGACAUCCAGGUUCCCAGGAGACCCUGGUACAUUAUCAAAAUAGUUAAGCAUUGGUAUGUCGCCAGAGAAUUCCUGGCACAAAACCAUUAAAUUGUAGUGGCUACAGUGCUUGGAAGGUUUCUUUAAAAUUUGUAUUACUCUUAUGUGAAUAAACAAACCAGUUAAAUUUUACAAUGUGACAUGCUGUAAAAUGGCCUUUAAUACUCUGUAGGAUAUCCGCGCUAAACACUUAAGCUUUCUUUCCUGUGCUCUUCUACAGGAGUGUAAAGGAGCGUGUGCGUCCGCCAGCGCCCUCUGAGGGAGUGAGCCCUGGACCUAGCUUGCAGCAUUCCUUCCUUACAGAUGUAUCUCACGUGUGUGAGAUGGAGGGGGGUCUCCUCAGUCUGCUCAAUGACUUUCACUCUGGAAAACUGCAAGCAUUUGGUAAAAGAGGGGUUGAAAAGAUCCUGUGUGGUGUGAGGAAGCAGUAUGUAAGAAAAUGAGAUAUUUGUAAUUUGGUGACUCUUCUCUUGAUCUCGAUUUUGUUCUCGUUUUUUGCUGUCUGAGUAACAUCUGCUUAGAUCAGUGAUGGCGAACAUUUUUGAGCCCAAGUGCCCAAACCGCAAUACAAACCAACUUUUUUCCCUCAAAGUGCCAACAUGGCAAUUAAACCUGAAUACUGAGGUUUAAGUUUAGAAAAAACACACCAUACAGUUGUCCGAACUAGGGGUGUAGUGUGUGCAUGGGGGUGCAGUGGGAGCACUGUGUGCAUGGGGCCAGUGGGUGUAUGGGGGUGCAGUGUGUGUGGGGGGAGAAGAGUGUGUGUGGGAGCAGUGUGUGUAUGAGGGUACAGUGGGGGCAAUGUGUAUGGGGUACAGUGUGUAUGGGAUACAGUGGGGGCAGUGUGUGUGUAUGGGGGUACAGUGGGGGCAAAGUGUGUGGUGGGGCAGUGUGUGUAUGGGGGUACAGUGGGGGAAGUGUGUGUGUAUGGGGGUGUUUUGUUUUUUUAAUUACAUUUUUUUUUUCUUUUUAUCCCCCCUCCCUUCUUACCUUUGCCCAGGGAGGGGGGAUAUCGAUUGUGAAGCCCUGGUGGGCCGGUGGAGUAUCCCUGGCGGUUCUAGUGGGGCGUGAACUCUAGCUUGCAGCUCCUGGGUUAGAGUUCACUUUCGCGAGAACGGAGCAUUGCCAUGGUAAGCGUGGCAACGCUCCAAGAGGAGAGCCGGCGGAGCUGCAAGCUAGAGCUCCUGGGUCUCCUCUCCCAUCCCUGCCGACAAUGUGCCUGCGGACCUUUGAGGGAGAUCUCUGAUCUCCCCUCUGGUCCGUGAAGGGACCCAGCAGCGCCGGCACUUGGAUAGCACUGGCCCUGCAGGACAGAGCCCACAGAGAGGGCUCCGGGUACCAGCUGUGCAUAGGUUCGCCAUCACUGGCUUAGAUAGUGGUUUCACCAGCAGGCUCCUUCCCUCACUCCAGUAUAUUAAGUUCUGUGUUCAAUCUUAAUGGAAAACUGUCACUUUAGUUAUGUUGCUGUUAUUGUUAAUAUAUACAUAAUGUGUUACCUCAUGUUCCUUCCCUGAGUGCUGCCAUUUUACAUGAUACUCAUUGAAUGUCACUAUGUUUUCUUUCUUGUGUAUUCACUUUGUGAUGAUGUCAACUGGCUCGUUUGAUGUAAAGCACUGAUCACAAUUUGAAUGUGAUCUUAAAGUAAGCACCUCAUCUAGCCAAAGAGCAUUGAUUACGGCAGUGGAGGGAAGGGAACAUAAGGUCAUACAUGCUUUAAAAAUCAAACAACUCAUCUAAAGAUAAACUAUUACUGGAAAAAAUAUUAACAUUUCAUUGAUGGGUUUCCUCCAUUAUGAUUUGCUUGUAUCACACCAACUGCUCAUUGCUUCAAUGUUUAAUUCUGUCUCUGAGUGUUCGCUCCACCUCACUCUUGCAGGCCAGGUGUGCUCUUUUGAGCAGUUGGAGCGAGUGCGGGAAAUGCAGGAGCAGCUAGCACGCCUCCAUUUUAGUCUUGAUGUGUGUGCAGAGGAGCUGAGAGAAGAGACACAUGCAGAACGCAACCUGGAGCAGCUCUUAAAUAACGUGAGGAAACAUUUUGUUUGCUUCUUUGUACAUAUAACAUUUAUUUAUUAAAAUGUGAUAAAUAAAACAGGACUGGCAGUAGGCUUGUGGAAGUUGUGGUAAUUAUUACUGUUUAUAUUGGUUUGCCUUAUUAUUGUCACUUUAUUUUUUCUAUUCUUGUUUGUUAUACCAACUUGGUUUAAUAAAGCAUUUAUAUGGAUAUCUCUUUGGAGUUAUUCUAGUGUGCAAUCUCUUUUUGUAAUAAUAAUAAUAAUAAUAAUAAUACCUGAUCACUAACAUAUGUGCAGGUGGUGGCCAUGUUUUUGACAUUGUGUUAUUUUUAUUUUUCAGCUUGAAGAACUGAGCAAUUCAAUGUAUCCUUCAAAUGUGCGCCACACAUAUAAAUCAUGCUGUGCUGAAUAAUAUAUGCAUAUCAGGGUUUACAUUUUCAACUAGCCAUUGGUGAGUAAAGUUUAAGGCCUGACUAGUAGGGCAGGACAUGUAAUUUUAAGCCAAUGACUAUCCAAGUGGCAAAAAUUGCUUAUUUGGAAAAAUUCUCAAGUGUAGCCAAGCUCACAGGUAGGUUAUUUUAGCUUGAAUGUUACUAUUCAUGUUUCAUUUGCUAAAUCUCUGGGUUUCUUGAAUAACCAUGAGUUUGUUAAUCAGGUGUUAGGUAUCUACACAGAGUCUGGUACAGGUACCAGGUAAUAGCAUUUUAAAUUAUAGCCUGCCAUUCUAAAAUAAGGGCAAGCAAUUCAGACACAAUAUUAGAAAUAUGCUCAAAGAGCCUAGUCAGACAGCACAGGAAAACUUAAACGGAGACUUAAACAGAGACAAGCCAAGUUCACUUGAUUACAGAAGCAUGUGCAUUGAUCAGCCACAACAUUAAAACAGGUGAAGUGAAUAACAUUGCUUAUAUCAUUACAAUGGCACCUGUCAAGGGAUGGGAUUUAAGGUAGCAAGUUAAGUAGUCAGUUCUUGAAAUUAAUAUGUUGUAAGCAGGAAAAAUGGGCAAGUGGAAAGAUCUGAGUGACUUUGACAGUAGUUGCUAGAUGACUGGAUCAGAACAUCUUGAAAACAGUAAAUCUUGUGGGGUGUUCCCAGUAUGCAGUGGUUAGUACCUACAAAAAGUUGUGCAAAUAAGGACAAACAGUGAAUCAGGGUCAUGGGCGCAAUAGGUUAAUGUGGGGAGCAAAUGCCAGCCCUUCUGGUCCACUCACACAGAAAAGCUACUGUAGCUUAAAUUGCUGGCUAUGAUAGAAAGGUGUCAGAACACACAGUGCAUCGCAGUUAGCCACAGACCGGUCAGAGUCCCAUAAUGACCUUUGUCCACUGAUGAAAACACCUUCAGUGGGGAUGUGAGCAUCAGAAAUGGAUCAUGAGAGCAAAAGAUGAAGGUUGCCUAGUCUGAAUCAUGUUUUCUUUUAGAUCAUGUGGAAAGCCAUGUGAGUGUGUGUCGUUUACCGGGGGAAAAGAUGAGAUGGCAACACUAUGGGAAGAAGGCAGGCCAGCGGAGGCAAUGUUAUCCUCUGGGCAAUGUUCUGCUGGGAACCUUGGGUCCUGGCAUUCAUGUGGAUGUUACAUUGAAACGUACCACCUAUCUAGAGAUUGUUGCAGACCACGUACACCCCUUCCUGUUCCCUGAUGGCAGUGGACACUUUCAGCAGGAUAAUGCACUCUGCCACAUUGCAAAAAGUGUUAAUGAAUGGUUUGAGGAACAUGACAAAGAGUUCAAGGUGUUGCUUUGGCCUUCAGUUUCCCAGAUCUCAUACGAUUGAGCAUCUAUGCAUGUGCUGGAAAAACACAUCUGAGCCAUGGAGGGCCCAACCUUGCAACUUACAGGACAUAAAAGACCUGCUGUUAAUGUCUUGAUGCCAGAUACCACAGGACACAUUCAGAGGUCUUGUGGAGUCCAUGCCUCAAAGCAUCAGAGUUGUUUUGGCAGCACAAGGGAAACCUACAUGGUAUUAGGCAGGCGGUUUUAAUGUUGUGGCUGAUCAGUGUAAACUCCAAGUUUUUAGGACACAUAAAACUGCCUGUCAUCACUGUCCUGUACUACCACAAGUAGGAGUAUGUAAGGCAUGCACAUCAGCUGUUCACAGUCCUGCGAUGAUUCUGUGCAGUAUUUAUGUAAGACUUUAGAUAAAUCUGAUCAGUUCUAUGAAAAUGUGCAAUUUAGGAAUACAAGGCAGAAUAAAACAAAAAUAAAUAUAAAAACAAUCAGUAAAGCAAUCUCAAUGAUCUAUGGGUGAUGCUGGUAAUGUACUUGCAGUCAUGCAGAAAACGAAAAUCAGGAAUUUAUUACAUUUGUAUGUGCACAACAGAGCAAAAAAAUAGAUUCUAGAGAGCAGCAUGUGGACAAAUUCAAAUUAUCUUCAGAGAGAAAGAUAGAGGGAAACAAACCUGAAGUAAGAAUUUAUCUCAUAUAUAUUUUCGUAUCACCCAGUGGUGUUUUAUGUAGCUUUAAUAAAUCUAUUGCUUUGUUUUGUGGAGUGAGCUCAUCCCUCUGUGUGUUGCCAAUACAACAUACAUCUUCAGUUUGUAACCGUGUGUGGUUCCCUUAUUUACCACUAUAAUGUCUUAAAGCAUAGAACUUAGUAGGGCUAACCAUACAGAUAUCUUAGCCAUAAUUUUAUAUAGUGUAAGAGAUCCUCUAUUUAACAUAUAUAAAUAAUUGAGAAUACAAUAUAAAAUAAGGAUUGUCUUGGAAGCAAGAUUGUCUUUUUGGAUAUUUAUUAUAUAAAAAUAUAAAAUCCAUUAUAGCAGAGUUUAUAAGAUUAAAUUACAUGCUUGCAAAUAUCAUUAAUAGGUUAACAUACCCUUCUGAACAUGUCAUCAUGUCAGCCUCUCUGUCAUUUUAAGAUGGAGCAGCGUCUGUCUCCAAGUCUCUCCUCUGUGUCUUAACAUUUAAAAGUACACCUAUUUAUACCUCAGAUGUCUCCAUUUUAGGUUACUGUAGUUCAAAUAUGAAAAAGUAACACUUCUUUUACUUUAUUCAAUUUAGGACCUCCCUUAAUUUGGCAAACAUACAAGGCCAUAACUAAAGGGUGUAUACGUCAUGGAAAUUUUCCUGACUUAGUUCAAGAUGGCAUCAUAAAGUCUGAAUAGGUUAUCUGUUGUUUAUACUAAGUCAUAAGUGUACAGUCGUGGGAGAUUCCCGGAUUUGGGGAAGUUCCAUUAACUUGGGGUUACCACAGUAUAUUGUGUACUGCAAGAGUCGUAGCAUAGCCUUGAAGCUUGUUUAUGCAUUAUUGUUAUUGUAAUUCGUCUGGGACAAAAUGGGGCAAACAUAUUAUGCACUGAGGUUAUUGCUUAAAGAAACAGUUAUGAAAAACAAUAUGUUCCAUUUCUAACACCUUGUCAGUUUGCAAUAGCUCUUAAAGACAAAGUACACAGUUUAAGAAAUACAACAUUUCAUUCUAAGACUUGUAAUAUUUGCAUUUGCCCAUAACACCCUCUCCAUUAAACUGUGGGCAUUGUAGCGCAUUUCUUCCUUAAAUUAGUAAACCAAAGUUUUCCAACAGUCUUUUGUUUUUUUGUGCUCCCAGCAUCUUAGAUCAUUGUUGUAACAGUAAAAUAUCCAUAGUGUGAUCUUUGCCUGUAAAGGUGGUUGAUUAAAAUGAGCAAAGCUUUUGUCUGGGAAAGAAUUGAAAAGAACACCAAGUUCCAGAGUAAGAUAUUCCUGGAUAGAUCUGGAUACGAAUUGUAAUCCAAAAUUAAAAACAGUAAUUGUAUUUGUAAUCCAAAGUCUUUAAAGGCCUGUAGAAGUUUACAUUCCUUAGAUACAUUGCUGGAGGUUGUGUUUGUAGAAUACCCGGGUAUUUGUUAUAGAGUAUAGGUUGUAGAGUCCAGCUUUCCAAAUAUUUGGCUAGAAUUGGUUGCGGAUAUUGAUCAGCAUCAUCUGUUAUCACCGUGGUGAUGGUGUUGGUGUUUGUCUUUGUCUUUGCUUUUUAUUUUGUUUUUUUCAUGAAACAUUUUUUUACACCAUUUAUGAUGUGUAUAGAUUGGAUACUCUCCGAUAUUCUUUUACGGAAUAAAUUAAUUGACAGCAUUUCCAAGACAUUGUCUUAAGUGACAUGGAUCCCAUUACAGUAAAUGUUAUGUUGAUACAGCAAUUGAAGUGGAUUCUCAAGAACGCCUCUUUUUGCUGUAUUGGAAUCUUUGUAACAUCUCAGUGAUAGACAUCUCAAUGACAUCAGGUGCUGUUGUGCUAAAAAUGUUCACAGGUCAAAUCUGUGGAAAAAUCUUUUCAUUUGUUAUAGUUUGUAUAAUAAUGAUAGAUGAAAUAGUAACAUAGUUAAUCUUUCUAGUGUUUUGUUUUAAAGAUAAACACCUUUGUAUAUGAUUUAGAUAUAUAAGGAUAAUUUGAAGCAGCAAAAUAUUUACCACCUUUGUUCACAAUGGUAUGUAAAAUUACAUUCUCUUUAAAUGUUAAAAAUACUCCUUUAUUCAAAAUCUCUCAAUAUAUUUAGAAUAGUUGAUAAUUGGAAAUAUGACGUUAAUUAUCUUUCUUUGUCCUGUUAGGGAGAAGACAACUUAUUCCCUAAGUUCUAAUUAGUAAAUAUAAUAACUACAGUUAUUAGUGGCUUAAAAUACCAGAAACACCCAAAAAUUGUCUUAGAAAACAUUUUUUUUUUUUUUACCAAGAUCUGACAGCCAUUGUGGAAAGUUACGUUUGUGAGAUUGGAUGCUUAACAAUGAGAAUCUUAAUUGUUAAGUAUAUUUUUCAGUGGCUGUUGGGUUAGCUUAAGAUGAUUUGGAUUUUUUAUUAUUUCUAAAAGUGAGUUAAGAAAGCACUCCGAUACAAUAUUGAAUGUAUUUAUAUUUUAACUCUACCUUUGUAUAGGUGGUUUAUGUACCUUUAACCAUUACAAACCAAAUUACAUUUUCUUUGUAUUUGAAAAACUGAUAAAAUAUUUGAUUACGUGUAUUUUAAUAUAUAUAUAUACAUAGAGUGGUAUGGAUGUUGAAUUUAUAUCUUUGACAUCUUUUCACAAGUUUGCAAUAGGUGACUUAACUUAUCAAUUUCCAAAAUCAUCAUGUAUGUCACCUGGACGGGUUAAUCCAUAAUACUCUUUCUUUCCAUUGACUGGCCUUAGCUCUGGCAGACUGAAUAUUCUUAUCAUUAUAAAUAAACUUUAUGAUAGUUGAAGUAAAGUUUCUGCCUGUCUUAACUGUUUUUAACUGUUGAAGUAUUUCACUUAUAUUAAUUAUACCACUCUGCAAACUUAAACGAAUAUCGAGUAGUUUCUGUUUUAAUAAAAACAUUUUAUAUUUUCUUCUAAAGUUUAAACAUUAUUCAUUAUUGCAGUUGUUAUUGUAAUCAUAUGAUCUUUAACUAUCAUGAUUCAAUUAUUCAUCUUGGUAAUUAGCUGUUAUGCUCUUAUACGUAUGUCUAAUAUAUUUGUUUGUAGGGCAGACUGCAGCUGCAUAUGGCAUUUUAGCAAUAAUCUUCAAUUGCGUUUCAGAUAUUCACAAAGUCUAUCCACCUUUGUAAUUAACACAUUAUGUGUUUCUUAUACCAUUAAUUAUAGUAUCUGUAUUAUAUUACACAUUGUCACUGACACAUUUCUGAUACAGGGAAAAAAUGGCAUGAUUGCUUUAGUAAUUAUAAUUUUUCUGUCCAUGCACCACAUUCCUGGAAGUCCAGAAUAUAGCAAUAAUCCGUUGUCGUUUGAUUCUAUGGAGCCAUUUAACGUUUUCAUUGGUAUAGUUAUACCAAAAGAGCAAGGAGUACGACGGUAGAUCACAUCUGCAACAGAACCAUUACAGAUUCCUUGUUGUAUCAAUAUCUCUGUCUUUAUGUUUACAGGAGGUCCUUGCUUUGCAGGUAUGUACAUAAUAUGUAGAGUUUAAGAAAAGCUGCAAAUCGUGCUUUGUUACAAGUGUCCCAUGAUGUCAGGUUUCUGAAAGAUUUUGUUGGUCUUUUUAUAUUCCAUUCUCUUGGCAGGGCAUCUGCUCUUAGUAAGCCGGUAUUGUUAUUAUUUAUUAAUUGCAUCAAGGUUUCUUUAGUUAAUUGAUGUGUUUCUACCAAAUUCAAAUUCAUAUGCCACCAAAUGUCAUUUUAAAGUUCAUUGUUACAGAAUAUUGUUCCAGGAUGGUUUUUCACUCCAGUAGGAAAUCUAUAUUCCUCUUCUUCUGCUCCUUCCUAUAACCACUUUUUCUGAGUUGUAGGCAACAAUUUGUGUUGUACUGUGAGGUGCUUUGAUAGUCAAUCUGGUUUUCUCAGUACCAUGUUCCAUCUUGAAAAACAGCUGGGUGUUGACAGUUAUCAGCCUUUAUUUCUUUUUCCGGUCAUCUUCUGUCUGGAUACAUAAUUGCAAUGUCCAGAAUUAGCAUAGCACUUCUUUUCAGCAUAAGAAGGCUGUUUGCGGUAGUCACUCAAUGAUAAACUAUAUGGCAAAGUCUUUUCUUGCAUCACCUUCAUAGGUGCAUCCAAAGUCUUUCACAAACAUCUGUCCCAUCUUUUUCUGUUUUCAGCAUGCUUUGUCAUCAUUGUUGAGUCCAUUAUUAGGAUUUGUAUUAGUCCAAUCACAUCUUUCUCGUGUAUAAUCGUUUUUUUGGAAUGAUCUCAAUAGGUUCCUUGUGAAAUACCAGUGUAGGCAAUCAUUUCACUGUGCGCUAUGUCUCUCCUUUUGAGAUAGUUCUUGGAGGUAGUCCUCACGAUCAAAGAACUUGUAUAGUGUGUUAUAUAGUCCUGCUUGUUAACAUAAUCUCAAUGCAGUUUUAAAACGACAGCUAGGGUUGAUGUUAUGAUAAUGCUGCAGAUUGUAAGAAGGAGACACCAUAACCAAUUUUCUAACAUCCUUUUGCUUCCAUCUUUGCAUUUCUUUCUUACUGUACAAGAUAAUUCAGGUUCAGUCUGUUUUCUCCAGAGUCUUUCUUAUAAUGAUGUUGAUGAUUCAUUUUUCGUACAUUCCAUAUUAACUGUGAAUGUAUAACGUCUGUCUGUUCAUCCUUCUCCUUCACAUUUGCAGGUUCAGAUGUCAGAUCAUGAUUCAGUCUGUUACGUGGCUAUGAUUCUGGUGGCUUUUCUGUCAUCCUCUGUUUGUUUUAUCUUGUCAUCUUUAACAGCAUCCAUUGUAUCAGUCAGUGGUUCUGUGAACGUCCUGGAAGUAUUUAGCAGGUUGUAAAAUAUCAAAACUUACUGUUCUCUGUUGGCUCUGAUUGUUCUCUGUAGUAAAAGUUACCUGAGUCACCCUCUCCAGGACAAACUGGCCAACAGUAGAAAAAAGUCGGUGGUGCAAGGCGUGGUGGGCUGGAAAAAAAAAAUCCUAAAUUUCUCUAAUAGAACCAAUGGUUCUAAGCUCUCCCUGGUGCAGAAAUAUAAUUGUCAGUGAAAAAACAUGUAACAUUUCAUAUGGUGUCUCACCAUUUGUAUCAUCAGGUAUGUUGUGAAUGCUUAUCUGUACCAUAGGAAUAAAUAGAUACCACUGUGUGGGGCAAGCAGCUAGUAACUUGGUUAAUAAUCAUUUAACCUCAGCAUUCUCCCAGACCACAACCCCACUUCUUUGGGGGUGGUUGGGGCACUGAAAUCCCAAAGUAACCCAAAUGUGGUUGCCCAGUUUUAGGUUUCCUUUGCAGUAACUGCAGGACCACCAUCCAAAUGGAUGGUCCUGGGAUUAUCAAAUGCAUACUAAGGAAGUGAGACUAGAAAACGUGGCAUCAGAGGUUGCACUUCGCACAGGAUAUAUCCAAGUAAACCUGGUACAUGCAUCAACACAUACAAAAACAUAUUUAUAACCAUGAGAUGUUGGCAAACUUUCAAUAUAUAGUAAUUCAAAAGUAUGUUGGAUAUUAAUAUUUCAAUAAACAAUACAUCAGUAAUGUGGCAAUAAGCAAAUGCUUAUGAUUACUAAACACAUGAAUUACAGUAUUUCCCAUAUUGUGACCAACAAUAUUCCUUUUCAGGAGUCAGAAGUACAUUACCUCUCUCUAUAAGAGCUUGUCCUAGCCAUGAAAAAGCUUUUAGGGCAAGUCCAUCUUUCCUCUAUAGGAAGAACAACCAACAUAUUACCUUCAAUGGUUAUUAUGUAAUUAACCCCUCUAAACGAUAGGAGUAUUUAUGCGGAUACCAGGUGGAUAAGGUCUGGAUAUCCUUGCAAGCAUAAACUCUGCAUCAUGACAGAGAGAUAGGGUAUGCGAUGUGAUCCAGUGACCACAGAAAAGCAUUGGUAGACACAUUGCAUCAAAGUGCCUGUUAACGACAUGAGGAGAGGGACCAUGCUUUGUUAUAAGCAUGUCCAUACACGUGUUACAAUGCCAGGCUUUCAAUUUGUUAUCACAAAGCAAAAUGCAGCUGUGGAUAUAAACUCACGACGUAUCGUAAGAAAAACUGUUUGAACACCAGACUGAGACUCGAGAUCAGUGAACAGUGGACCAAAAUAGAUAAAUUAAAUCUUAUCAAUUAAUAUACUUUCUUUAUAUUACUUUAUCCUCUGUAUUAACUAUGAAAUAUUAAAGUUAAAACAAUAACAUUUAAAAGCCAACUUUUAGUGUGGAUAGGAAUUACAAGGCCGUUCAUAAUGUGAGAUAAAGAACAGCUUUUUAAAACCGAAUAGUCUGUGAACACAAGAUGACCUUGCGCUGAAAACUCACUUGCAGGGGAAAAAUAAACUUCUUUUUUUUUUUUUCUUUUUUUUUUUGUAAGUUAAUUAAUUAAACAUAGUUAGAACCUUCCUCAAAGUCCAGAUUACUUUGCAAGAAACAUGUCGUCCUUAAAUACUGGGUAAGUCUAUUAAACAGUGACAUAGCAUUGUUACCCUGUGUAUUAUGUUGUCACAGCUAUAAUGUGCAGUAUAAUAAACUAUUUAUAAGUGUUGUGCAAACUGUUCAUUAAAAGCCAGUGGUCUAGCGAGCUAUAGAACAUUUAUUCUUUAAAUCUCUGACCUCAAUCGGCAAAGCAAUAUUGUAAUGGUGUCCAUUGCAAUCUGCUGUCUUACUUGCUACUCUUAAAAAUUCUGAAUAUGUUCGGAGAUUUCUUGGGCAAUAAUAAAUCCCCCAAAACAACAACUUUGCAUUUAUGCUAAACCUGCCUGUUGUAAACGUAUUCUGUAUAUUUCUUGACAUAAGUACUUGUACUUAAAUCUGUUUAACAAAGCUGUUUAUAUUGUGGUGUAAAAUAAAUUUUUUAUUAUUAUUAUUUUUUUUAUUUAUUUUUUUUAACAUUGCUUAAUUUUUUAAAGAUACCUGCAUAUUUAAUUAAAUAUCCUUUAUAUGUCUUUAAGGCAUAAAAUAUCUGCAAAUUAAGAUUAUAUACAAAAAUGCAUGUUCUGGGUGUUCCAUGAUUCUUUUUCUAUCAUUUAUUUAUUUAAAAAAAAAUUUUAAGCCUGGAAUCUGAUUUCUUUUGGGAUGAGCACCCCUCUGAGCCCCCAAUUUCAGAGGCUUCUUUGGAGGUGACCACAAAAAAGUAUAGAUUCUAUAAAAUAGAUGUGAGGGGGCUUUGGACAGUAAUGUCACCUAAUUUAUACUUUUCAUAUAGCAGAUAUGUGAUAUGCAAUGUGAUUUAAUAUAUCAGAGUAUCAUCACUUUAAUUGACACUGCAUUUUUUUAUGCAUCCUUUAUGCAUUUUUUUUUUUGGCAUUAUUAUUUUUCUUUUUUUCUUAAAUUUUAAUGUCUGUUUAGAAUAUUGCAGGCUUUGCAAUAUCAAAUUAAUUUUGCAGUAUAUAUAUUCACAAUGCUAUUACAACAUAUUAUUAAAAUUAGCCUCUUUCAGAAUUGUAGAAUAUGUGGUGGAACUGAAUCCCCAUAUAUGAGAUUUGAAACUGUAUUUUUAGUUCUACGCUGUGCCCUGAUCAGUAUUUAUAUACAUAAUUGCAGCAGCAUACAGCUUUUAAAGAAGCAAUUAUUUCACCCUUCAUGUGUGGUUGACUGUGGACUUUUUAAAACCUACUUUUUUUUUUUUAUAAAUCCGUUUCUGGCUUUGAGAGAGCAGGCUGCUGAAUGCAUGUAAAUGCUGUUAUUGCCUAGUCUAUAUACUUUUAUUUAUAAACAACAUUGAUAUAUUGAUAUAUAAACAACUUUGAUAUUUAAUCUUAUCUUAUGAAAACCUAGUUUAUGAAAUUCACUGAGAUUACAUGUGUCUGACCGAUUACAGUCAGUAGUACAAUAUCAUUGUUCUAAUUUCCUUACUGCUAGUACGGUGGGAUAGUACCAAUGAUUUAAGUAAGCUUUCCCUUUUAAAAUUGGUGGACUUUACUGCCAUUGCAAUAGACUAAAGACUGUACCUAAGUAAGCAAAGUCAUUAUGUGCAGGAAUUGUGCACUUUAAAUAGUAGAAUACUUAUGCUAUUCUAGUGAAUUGGGCUGGCUGCUUAACACAUCAUUUAAUAUCUUUUGGUCACAUUUAAAGCUGUAAAUGUAUUUAACAUUUUAUUUAAAUAAGCCUUUAAUAAUUUCAGUUUAAAAGUUAUUAGAGAUCCUGUAUAGUUACAAUUUUAUUUUGCCCUGAUCUAUCUUACGUAUAUAUUAUUUUUAAUCAUUUUAUAAAUAUUCAUUUUUUUGCAGAGCCUGUUGCCCUUUUUUCUAUCAGGGUAGUAUAAUUUCAACUCUGUUUAGGAAAAAAUAUGAGCUAGCUAGCAUAUAUUAUAUAAAAUAUGUGCUGCAUUGUACUGCACUGAAUUUAUUUAAAAGCCAUGUCUUUCUCUUUAUGGCUGUAUGUUGUUCAUAAUUUGGAAUAUAAAAAAAAACGACUUCUCAAUUCCUUGGAAUGUUUACAUGUCUCUGUAUCUCUGCAACCUUGGCUGGAAAUUCCAGACUGAAAAAAUAGUUAUGCUGUUCUAAUUCCUGAUUUUCUAUCAACAGCAAGCAUAAUUGACAAUAUGGAAAUUAUCACUGUUUUCUAAAACCUUUCUUAUAUAGUGGACAUUAGAAUCCAGAACGCAGUAAUGCAAUAAUUAAAAAUCCUGUCUGUCUGUUGCAUGAAUGUUUUCAUUAAGCCAUAAUGCAUUUUUUCUUUGCAUUCUUGGAAUUAGACUUCAAAUUUCAUCGCUCUGUCUUAUCACUUUUCUUUUGACAAUAUUUUGCAUUAAUCUUUUUCCUGCGCAUGCAUACUAAGCAGUUACAAAGAGAACUUAUCCCCCUCUCUGCAAUCCACUGUUCUGGAACUAAUGGGCCAUGCUGUGCUGGUGUAUUAGGCAUAUCAGGGAGUUUACCAAAUAUGUAUAUUUGUUCUAUUAUGAUAUUAGUUAAGAUCCACAAUUUCAGCAUUGUAUGCUAAUUACAUUGUACCUUGCACCUGAACUCACAGUGCCUUGUUCACAUUAAAAUUAUCUCUAAUGAUGAUCUCUCUGAGUCUGGGCUACAAAUAGCUCAAUAGAUUCUUGAUAUUUCAAGACUUGUGCCAUGACAAAGUAUUGUGUCUUCUCUUACGUAUAAGAGGUUACCUAGGUAUUUAUUUUAUAUUUAAAGCUUCCAAGUACAAAGUCCCUUCGUGGUCGCCAAUUGUAACCGUGUGUGGUUCCCUUAUUUACCACUAUAAUGUCUUAAAGCAUAGAACUUAGUAGGGCUAACCAUACAGAUAUCUUAGCCAUAAUUUUAUAUAGUGUAAGAGAUCCUCUAUUUAACAUAUAUAAAUAAUUGAGAAUACAAUAUAAAAUAAGGAUUGUCUUGGAAGCAAGAUUGUCUUUUGGAUAUUUAUUAUAUAAAAAUAUAAAAUCCAUUAUAGCAGAGUUUAUAAGAUUAAAUUACAUGCUUGCAAAUAUCAUUAAUAGGUUAACAUACCCUUCUGAACAUGUCAUCAUGUCAGCCUCUCUGUCAUUUUAAGAUGGAGCAGCGUCUGUCUCCAAGUCUCUCCUCUGUGUCUUAACAUUUAAAAGUACACCUAUUUAUACCUCAGAUGUCUCCAUUUUAGGUUACUGUAGUUCAAAUAUGAAAAAGUAACACUUCUUUUACUUUAUUCAAUUUAGGACCUCCCUUAAUUUGGCAAACAUACAAGGCCAUAACUAAAGGGUGUAUACGUCAUGGAAAUUUUCCUGACUUAGUUCAAGAUGGCAUCUUAAAGUCUGAAUAGGUUAUCUGUUGUUUAUACUAAGUCGUAAGUGUACAGUCGUGGGAGAUUCCCGGAUUUGGGGAAGUUCCAUUAACUUGGGGUUACCACAGUAUAUUGUGUACUGCAAGAGUCGUAGCAUAGCCUUGAAGCUUGUUUAUGCAUUAUUGUUAUUGUAAUUGUCUGGGACAAAAUGGCGCAAACAUAUUAUGCACUGAGGUUAUUGCUUAAAGAAACAGUUAUGAAAAACAAUAUGUUCCAUUUCUAACACCUUGUCAGUUUGCAAUAGCUCUUAAAGACAAAGUACACAGUUUAAGAAAUACAACAUUUCAUUCUAAGACUUGUAAUAUUUGCAUUUGCCCAUAACAAGUUUGACACCCUUACAUCAUAUGGUAAUAUGUAUUGUAAAUAGUUUCUGUCUAUUUUGCUGUACAUAGCUUCUUAUUUGUUCUUUUGUCCUCCUACAAGUUUAAUUACAGAGUUACAGGAACAUUGUAUAUUACUAACAUUACUCAUAGCACGGAUUGAUGUACUUCCUCUUCUUAUAGUGAAUUAUUCAGCUUUGGUUUAAAGAGAUGCACUGGAUCUGUAAAUUGGAUACAACUAAAGGAGAAGUUCUAAGUCUAUUUGUACACCUACAUACCCUGUCAUGUUAGCACUUUAACUGCAUUAAGUUUAUAAUGUUUACAAGUUAAAUUGAAUCUCUAUUGACUGCCUGGCUUAACUUUGAAAUUCCAGGGCAUGGAUGAACAUUCGGUAAGGGGGUGGGGGUUACUCAAAUUGCCAAGAGCUGCAGGUGUCUCAGGCCUCAAUUUAAUAUUUUUGGAAAGCUUUUCAAAAAAUAUCAUGUAUAUAAUUAAAAAAAAUUAUUUUCUCACCCCUCCUGGGUGGUAUGUUUAUUCCCCAUUCUCGGGUCCUCUACCAGAGGCCUGGGAGUCUGAGGGUUCUGCGCAGUAUCUUAGCUGUUCCUACCUGGAAUCUGUUGAAGACACUCCCUCAACUUGGGAGUGCUCCUAUAACAACUGGGACUACUACUGCCUUCACUUUCCACAUCCUUUCUAGUUCUUCUUUCAGCCCUUGGUAUUUGUCCACCUUCUCAUUUUCCUUCUUCCUGAUGUUAUAGUCACUGGGUAUUGCCACAUCCACCACGACUGUAGUCUUUCGUUCCUUGUCUACCACCACAAUGUCAGGUUGGUUGGCCAGCACUUACUUGUCUGUCUGGAUCUUGAAGUUACACAGGAUCUGUGCAGAUGUUUCGGUACACAAUCCCAGCAACUUGGUUAUGUCUCUCCAUGUAUGCUGUUCCUGCUAACAUCUUGCAUCUGGCUACUAGGUGCUGGACUGUCUCAGAGGCCUCUUUCCACAGUCUGCACCUUGGGUCUUGCCUGGUGUGGUAGACUCCAGCUUCUAUUGAUCUGGUGCUGAGUGCUUGUUACAGUGCUGCUAGGAUUAGUGCCUCAGUGCUGUCUUUCAGUCCUGCCUUUUCCAACCACUGGUAGGAUUUUGUCACAUGAGCCACAUCCACUAUCUGCCGGUGGUACACCCCAUGAAGAGGUUUGUUUUGCCAAGGAACCUCCUCUUUUUCUGCAUCCUUGAUCUGUGGAAGUCUCAGGCAUUCCCUUAGCAGUUAAAACAUUUUUUUAAGUAUUAAAAUAAUUUUCAUUCUUGAAAUGCUUAUCCAAAAUAAUUAAAUCAAGGCUAUAGUUGGGGAGGUUGAAGAUUAGAUAACUGGCUAUGUUUAUCAGGUACGAUAAAGGUGUGAAUUUAUAGUUUGUGUUGGUAGAAAGCUGAUGGAAUAUAAAAAAAUAUGGCAAAGGUAGUAAAGAAAAAAAAUACUGACAACUAUUUUCUGCUAGUGUAAUUGACAUUGAAUUGAAAAAGACCUUUAGGUCAAAACGUUGCUGCGGGACACUGCAGUUCAAAUAAAACUGCCUAUCUAAGCCUUGGAGUGCCUGGACUUUUUCCUUACUCUGGUGACAACUAACUACUUUUUGGGCCUUAGUUUGGCCAAAAAGCCCCAAGUUUGGUUGCACCCAGGCUUUUAUUAAUGGAUUGAGUGCAGUUCUAUUUUCUUGGUUGGACAUUGUUUACUUAACACAAAAUUCAGACAAAAAUUAAACUUGGCAGAAAACCAAGAGAACUCGCCUUCACCUAGCGAAGAAGUGACAGAGAAUCUCCAGUGAAUGCCAGUGGACUAUACCAUAUUCUGAUGACAACAGCACUGUACAAGCUGUAAGUGGGGGGAAUCCACAUAGCAGAGCUUGGCACACACGAAUAACAAAUGACUCUUAUAAUGUGGCGAAAAGUUUGGAGAUGGAGGACGAAGUGUGCAGUAAAGACUGAAAUGUGCUACACUGAUAGUAAUAAGGGAGAUGUGAGAGAAGAAAAGUAGUAAAUGCAUGACACAUCCUCCAAGAUGAGAUAGUAUUAGCAUUAAGAAAUUAUUUAAUAAAAACAGCGGAGUCCUGAUAGAUCCGGUGAACACUGUGACAUUCUCAGUCUCUCGCAGGUGAGAAGUAAUACUGCUGCACUUUUCCAUUGUGCAAUGUAGACACCAGUGAAUGAAUGUGUAUCUGGUUUCUGCGCAUGUUAGUAUGUUUUAGAUUUUGUAAUAAAUCUUUUAGCACAAAGUGUCAUUUUUAUUUCUUUCCAUCUCAAUAUGCCUUGUGUGUGAUCUCAGGAUCAAACAUGAAUCAUGUAUCCUGCUGGGUGCAAAUAAUUGGAAACUCAAAUAACAGCCCUAACAGCUUUUACACUGUAUGACAUUUACUUUGAAAAAAGUAAUCCCAGUGGGCUUCAUGUACAUAUUGUUCUUCAUUCAUCCCUAAAAUAGCUCUUAUGGCUCCUUACACUUCUUAUGUGGCUACGUUCUAAACCUAAUUGCUUAGCAGGUGGGGACCAUAAAGAUUAUGUGAAAUACAGCUUAUAAUAAUCUAGGUAAUGCCAGAUAAAACCACGGCAUGUAUACAUUAAAUGUAGGUCUACAUAGAUUUACACCAAGACAAUGGAGAUAUUACUGUGAUAGUGUGUUCCAUUAAAGACACAUUCUUAGCACCAAAACAGUAUCAUCUUAAUGAAGUGGUUUUGGUGUGUAGAGCCUGUCAUUUUUAUUGGCCAAUGUAAAACAGCAAUUUUUCAUUCCUCUAGUGUCUGUUAAAUUAACAACCACCAGAAGCUGUUUCUCAUGAAGACCUUCCAACGCAUGAUGACAAGAAACACCAUUAACACCAGAAUGAUUGAGAAGCAACCGCUUAGCUGAUCUCAGAAACUGCUGUGCUUGCGCCAUCUAUCUUUGUUGCUUCUCUGUGAGAAGCAUUGUGUAACGAGAAUAUACCCCAACACGCAGGAUUCAGCUAAACAGAAGACAACACAGAGGAGAGAUACGUCUACCGGACCUUAGAAUGGCCGGACUCGACGUAUAUGAGAGGAGACAGAGUCAGGAGCGAUCCGAAGUCAAGGGCACAGAGAGACAGCGUAAACUAGGACUAGCCGGGGUCUGGUACACAGUAAACAGCAAGCCGGCAACCAGAACAGAUAAGGAUAAAGAGAAAACGUAGUCAGAAACAAAGCCAAAGUCAAUACGAAGAAAACACAACUGAACACAACAAGCGCUAAAGGGAACUGAAACAGAAACCACGAUAGGGCAGGGAUAAAGGGAGAGGUAAGUUUAAAUAGCUUCUAAACUAAUGUGAUUGGCUCCUGUCAUAUCCACACCCCCAAAAGGUAAGUGUAUGGGGAGUGUGGCAUGACAGGGGCCAAUGGGAGCCUUUUGACAAUUUAGGCUCCCACUGUUUAUUUAAGAGCGCGCCCGAGACUCGCGGCGCGCUCUUAGAUUCAGGCGGGACACGUGACCACUUCUCGCGGUCACUGCCUGCCUUCCUAUUGAAGCCGUCGGAUGAGCCGCGCGCGGCUCGAAGAGAGGACCGCGGCCGGCCCCUGGAUAAGGUAAGUAACGCUACACAUUGGAUUGGACACAACACAAGUCAUCAUUAGUGAUGAUUUCACAAGAGGAUGAGUGACUGCUCAGUGGAGGCUGAUCUGGUGCUCAGAGAAAUGUGAGUUUUACAAGCAUUCUUAACUUUUUUUUUAAACAAAAAGAAAAUAGAGGUGGCUGUCAGGAAUCUAAGAAUUUACAUGCCAACAUUAAAAAUAAACAUUUAUUUUUGAUUUUUUUUUUCUUCAUUAUAACCAUUACCUGACAUUUGGUGUUAGACUAGUAGGGCUGCAGUAAUUAAAUAUAUACAUGUAUAUAUCAAGUGUUUUUUUUGUGGGGCUCUCCUGGUCAUUGCUGCUUAGUCAGCACGGCUUAGGUGAUUUUAUUUAUUUCCUGUCAGUCAGCUGUAACUACAAACAAAUAAAUACUCUUGGCUGGUGCCAGGGCACAAUAUGAGCUUUAAUGCAGGAGAUAAAAUCAGGUUGGCUGGGCCCUAAUAUCCAUCUCUGUUAACAAGAACAACCUCACAAUCUUAGGUCUAAACUAAUAUUGCAGUGAGAUAUUUCAAUUUAGAAAGCUCAGGAGAUAAGGAUGUUUUGAGCAUUACAGUAUCUGUUUUAAUUCACAUCAAAUUCCUAGCAACACAAUUUACUUUUUUUUUAAAACAAACAUAGGGGCAGGGCCUGACUACUGACCAAGGCAGACACCUGCAGCUGGAGCUCCUCGUCAGUCACCUAAUAUUGUAUAAUUAUAAGGCAAACCUACCAUCUGAGCCUCUAAAAGGAACCUCUUGACUCUGACCAGGUCUGGGAAGAUUAGCUCCAAGUGGCCUGCACUGCAAGUCUCGGCAGCCUACGACCGCACUCAAGCUGGAGGAACGGCUGCUGUUUCGACUCCCAACGCGCAGCUUGUUUUGAGGCCCUGUCCUCCCCCUCACCCCACCUUUGGACCGGUGGGGGAUAUCACGGCCCCCACUGAGAGCUCACCUGAUCCUAGCAGUAAGAAACAGAAGAUGGCCGUGUGUAGUUGUACAAUCUGCGGAGAGCACACUAGCAGCCUGCAUUCCAAGAUGGCCACUGUAGCGGCACUUGCGACCUAGGCACUCCACGAAAAGUGGGUCGAGCGGGCCUUUGAACAAUUGUAGGCCAGGAUCUCCUGAAGGGCGAAGAGGUCUGCAGCGACGGACAGUCCUCAGCAUACAAUUUUUGGUCAGGCCCCAGAAUGGGAUUUUGUUCUGGUCCGCAUUGCCACAGCACCGACGGUGCGAAAUGUUGAAAGCUACAAAAGGUGCCUUGAGAGAGAGACAGACACAAAGCCCACAGAGCAACCAGCACUCACCUAGGCCUUGGUUAAACUGGUAGCUGAUCCCCAGGCAAGGUACACAUACUCGGAAGCCAUAUGCUCAGCGUUGAAUUCUGUUAUCUCCAGAUGGUUUCCGUGACUAUGUGUGAGUCGUCACUUGCAACUGGACCUGUGAGAACACUUAAAUGGACUGUGUGACAGUUCAGGGCUGGUGGGGUAACACUCAGAGGUACUGGCCCAGUAAAUAUACGCCUGGUAGGCAGUGCUGUGUAGCGGCAUAAGCUAAAUAUCCAUCCGGCAUUAAAGCCCUAGCACCAUCCUUCUCUUGACCUCUAGGAGUUGUGGGGCAGAUAAUAUAUGUUUUACAUUUUUAUUCAUGGUGGGCUUCAGUGGUUUUAAUGCCUUGAUAUCUUAUUAUCAUUAUAACCUGCUUACUUAUUACUCUGUUAUAUUUACCUUCUACUCUUUCAAUUUAAAAAAAAAAAGUGCUGAAUUCAUUGUACACUUACUACUACUACUAAUUUGACAUGUCAAUUCACUGCUGAAUCCACAAUGUAUCUCAUGCGAUCUUUGUUUGUAAAAUGCACUUAAAAAAUAAAGAAUUACAAAAAAUAUAUCUGCCCCUAAUAGUGUUUGAGAUCUUUUCAAGGACCAGCUUCCCCCCCCCAACCCCACAAUUUUUUUGCAUCAUGUGAUGCCAUACGAUGGCAUUAACACAUAAGAAUCAAAAAUGUUCACACAUUUUCUUUAUAUUUUCAUAUAUAAUGUCAAUAAAACAAGGGAAGCUUGGUAAAAAUUAAUCUCUAUUAACUUCUUCACUACCAAACAUAUUUAUAAACUGCUGCUGACCCUAGUAUAGUCUGGUUUUAUUAGUCUUGAUUCAUUUACAGAUAGCAAUCCCAUUUUAUAUUUAUAUUAAAGAAUUACAUGGAAAAUACACAUUUUUAGUAGUACCUAUCACAGCCAUAAAGUCAAUGUGUUUGGAUUGCGCUUUGAGGUGGCUUCAAGCACACCAGUGUGUCUCAGUACAGUGAGUGAAACCACUGAUGUAAAAUAAAUAUCUUAGAGAUAACAUUUUUUUUUAACCAGAUUUAGAGUAACAGUUUACUUUUACAUGUGUUGGGAACAGAAACCUCUUGAAUCAUUUGGAUUCCAAUACCACCUGUACACUGAUGACACCCAGAUAUACCUCUCCUCCCCGGACCUCUCCCCUGACGUCCUGCAACGUGUCACCUCUUGCCUUUCUCCUAUCUCUGAUUGGAUGUCCUCCCUCUUUCUGAAACUGAAUCUUUCCAAAACAGAACUUCUUGUCUUUCCUCCUCCUAAUAUUAAUCCUCCUCUCUCGCUCUCCCUUCAGAUUGGUGGUACCCACAUCUGCACAUCCUUACAAGCACGUUGUCUUGGUGUUACUUUUGAUUCUGGCCUCACCUUUGAGCCUCACAUCCGGUCUGUUGUCAAAUGAUGCCAAUUCCACCUAAAAACAUCUGCCCGCAUCCGCUUGUUUCUUAGACAAGAUGCUACUAAAAAGCUUGUCCAUGCUCUGGUAAUCUCUCGCAUGGACUAUUGUAACUCUCUCCUAAUUGGUCUUCCCAAUAGACGUAUUGCCCCGCAACUGCCUCUAAUAAAGCGCUACGGAAUCUGUUGGCCCUAUGUAAAUGAUAAUAAUAAUAACAACUCCUAUGAUGCUCAGUGACCAGGAAUGGUGAGAGCUGAGCCCAUCGCUGUUGGAAAUCCAGAAAUUCUAAGGGACCAAGUAAAAAAAAAAAAUUAAAUAAAAAAAAGAACAAAACAGCAACUUCUAUCAUAAAGCGAAUUAAUCUUUGAUCUUAGAGUGAGCAUGCAGUAAAUUGUGCAAUACUGUAGACUGAGAGCUAGACUUAAAAUUGACAGACAACUACUUUAUCCUCCUUAGACCCAGCCUAUUAACUUGUGUCCUCUGUACUGGACAUUUCAUUCACAUGCAUGUCCUUUUAUUCUUUUGAACUACUCUAUCAAUCCUUGCAGUAUUGUAAAGAGGACAUCCUUAGCUUUCCAGUGAUAACUCACGUGAUAGACUGGAAACUUCCUCUUCUGCUUCAUCAAAGAAAGAAAUUGGAAGAAAUUUUUUUUCCUUGGUUCCCAGGCAGUUAUGACAUUAACUACUCCCCAUUUUUAAGAAAAGUCAGAGCUGACGUACAGUCUUGGUGAAACAAAGGAAUUUCUUGGCUAGGUCACCUGAAUCAAAAUGAAUCUCCUUCCAAGAUUCCUUUCUGUCUUUCAGACCUUGCCUGUCCCCAGUGGUGUAUGCUGCCCUAGACACUACUAAAUUCGGGCACCUUUCUAAUUUAAAUUUGCCCCACCAAUUUGUGUGAGGGCCAAUUUUUUGACUGACAGACACAGGCCCUCAUGAUACCUGCACUGACAUACACUCACUGACAGAUACACAGUCAUCAGUAUUUUUACAGAAAGUCCCUUUGUAUUGAUCUGUUUUAUGUUUUUCUGGUUCUAGCAGCUCGUUAUCUGUUUUUUAUUAAAGGUAUUGGGCGACCUUUGGAUUGUUUAAUAACUAAGCCAUUGAUUCUUUAUUUUGGUUUCUUUUAACAUAUAAAUUCUUAUAAUUAUACAAAUCUUAUAUUGUAUAUAUGACAUACAUACAGGAAUCAUUAUCCUGAAUAACAGUAGUGAUUGGCUGAGCGUGUCAGUUGACCACUUUCAGCCUAUCAAAGCUUUCUAUUGCUGGUAUGAAUUGGUAUGAAUAAAGAAGUCUAGAAUCUCUGCCUUAGCCAAUAGUCCAGUGGGGAAUUGGGUCCACAUGGACCCUCAUUCAAUGAUAAACUGCUUGAAAAUUGUUUAAAACUGAAUGGAGGGACAGUGCCAAAAGACUCCAGACAUUAUAUGCAAUUCUAUGAGGAGAAAAGGUUAUAGUGCCUACAGUGAUAAAGCAGACAGAUGGUACUAAAUAAGAUGGUCAUGAUUACUUUAAAUUACCAAAUUUCUUCUGGACUCCCUCCUUGUAUAUAUGAGAAUUGCAAAAUUGGUUGCAAUUUAUUUUUAAUAAACUUUGCAAAUGCAGACUGCAUUCAGACUUCAGUGAAUAACCCCAUCAGAUAUUUAUUCCAGUUCAGCUAUUUUUGCUUAAAAUUGCAUGAUUUUGCUACUACAUGACCAAAAGUCAUGAUUCUAAUAAAGACAUGGAAGCGAGUAUUGCAUAUCCCUUUCUUUACUGUCCACCAAUAGCAGCAAAGAAUACAAAACAGAAUGAAAACAAUGAACAUACAGUAACAUAGGACCCUCCCCGCUCAGGUCCCAGUAUAAUAAGCAGCACUUCCCUUCCAAUUCCCUCUUUCUGAAGAUGCAACACUAUACAUAACGUCCAUAACCAGGAACAUCAAGAAUGUCCAGUGAGAAGACAACGGAGAAACUUUCACACCAAGAAGAGGAUCAUCACUUCAACAACAGGGAAGCACAACGGGAUGAUCGUAGAAAAAAACUGCAUCAGCAUGGGAAGUCCUCACAUGUCGAAGCAUGGCAUUCCACCGGAUCGGUUCAGGCUGUGA